This is a messenger RNA of Exophiala xenobiotica, 240 nucleotides long. RefSeq lists its product as uncharacterized. The record is from RefSeq and is a predicted model, not a curated record. The transcript has a single exon. NCBI's taxonomy places the organism in Eukaryota, Fungi, Ascomycota, Eurotiomycetes, Chaetothyriales, Herpotrichiellaceae. The coding region runs from base 1 to 240 and encodes 79 amino acids.
AUGACGGCGCACGACGACAAUAGUUCCAGCGAGAAUGCCUCAUCUCCCGUUGUCGACAAGGACCCUUCGUCCCAUAUCGAACAAAUCCACACCAAUGAGAGAAUCCCCGGUCAUCCUGGUUAUUACGAGAAAGAUGGCCUGCGGACUUAUGGCGACGAUGAAGAUCACGACCAUGAGCCUCCUGUGGGUAUCACAAAUCCAUAUACAUCGCUUACCAUGACUGACCGUUUCCGCGUAUAG